GGAGCGCGGCGCGCAAUAAUGGCGACUCCCAGCCUACGAGGACGCCUGCCGCGGCUUGGGAACCCGCGGAAACCUACCCUGAAGCCCAACAAACCCCUCAUCCUAGCUAACCGCGUCGGGGAGCGGCGCCGGGAGAAGGGCGAGGCGACAUGUAUCACGGAGAUGUCGUUGAUGAUGGCUUGCUGGAAGGAGAAUGAAUUCCGAGACACUGCGUGCAAAAAAGAGAUCGAAGACUUCUUCGAUUGUUCUUCGAGGGCAAAGGAAGCCCGAAAGAUGAAAUCAUCCCAGGAGACCCUGGGAGAGUCUGGAACUUUAUCUCCGAAGAAAAUGAAUAAGUUGAUACAAAGGUUUCCUAAUAAAUCUCACCUCAUCUGAAAAUGGAAAAGCAUAUUUAUGGGCCGGGGAUUUAGCUCAGUGGUUCGGUGGCCUGCCUUGCAAGCGCAAGGACCCGAGUUCAAUCCCUGGUACCAAAAGAAAGAAAAGCAUAUUUAAUGAUUGGACUGUCAUUUCUCUUUUGGUGGAGGGUACUAGGGAUCAAACUCAUGACCUUGCACUUUCUAGGCAGGUGUUGCGCCACUGAAUACUUGGACUGUCAUUUCUGAGAACUGUGCAGAGGCAUUUUAAAGACAUUUGUAUCAUCAUGCCUCUUUUGUAGGGUAAAAUGAAGCAAAACACUUUUUUUUCCAUUCACUGGAGCCAUGGUCUGCAUGGAAGUUAUGCUUUAUCUUGAAAUAAAAUUUUCUGAAGAGAGAUUGGGUCUUAUUGUGA
Molecule: messenger RNA, 768 nt
Organism: Fukomys damarensis (Damara mole-rat)
Lineage: Eukaryota; Metazoa; Chordata; Mammalia; Rodentia; Bathyergidae
Gene: Chchd1
Product: coiled-coil-helix-coiled-coil-helix domain containing 1
Exons: 3
Coding region: 19-375 (118 amino acids)
Biological process (GO): mitochondrial translation
Cellular component (GO): nucleoplasm; mitochondrial ribosome; mitochondrion
Molecular function (GO): RNA binding
Source: RefSeq, a predicted model, not a curated record